Messenger RNA from Anopheles stephensi (Asian malaria mosquito), 1799 nucleotides. RefSeq names its product UDP-glucose 4-epimerase (gene Gale). Gene Ontology annotation, molecular function: UDP-glucose 4-epimerase activity. NCBI's taxonomy places the organism in Eukaryota, Metazoa, Arthropoda, Insecta, Diptera, Culicidae. Gene Ontology annotation, cellular component: cytosol. Gene Ontology annotation, biological process: beta-D-galactose catabolic process via UDP-galactose, Leloir pathway. The transcript has 4 exons. The record is from RefSeq and is a predicted model, not a curated record. Bases 389 to 1441 code for a protein of 350 amino acids.
GUGUACGUCAGUUGCAAACGUUGUUUGUUUACAUUUGCUGUUCCCGUACGGCUCAGAACCUCGCUUGCUGCUCCGCGUUGUUCGCUGCUUUUUUACUUCCACUGGUGGAUGAAUGAAGUGAAAACAAUUUAUCAUCAACAGACCAGCCAGCUCAUACACUGAAAGCCGUUCAUGUUUGAUAAGGCAUCCCGACAGCACCAUGUAAUCAGUCGCGCCGAGUGAGGAGAUGCGUGUGUGUCGCAUAAAGCAGUCCAUUUUCGCCCAUCGCCUUCAAUUGUUAGAUGAGCUGUCGCGUCGUCCAACGCUCCCGUUGGACCACAGUUAGCAUUUGCGUGGCAAUCGUGUGACACAGACCAGUUCUUGCCUCUCGCACUCAGUCGGAGGAAUCAUGCCGCUUACCAUUCUCGUCACCGGUGGUGCUGGGUUCGUCGGAUCGCACACCGUGCUGGAGCUGCUGAACGCAGGCCACGCGGUCAUUUGCCUGGAUAACCUUUGCAACGCGUACGGUGGAGGUGCCGGAUCGAAGCUGCCAGAAUCGUUGAAACGGGUGCAGGAAAUUACGGGUGGUAGCGUAACGUUCUAUGACGUGGACAUUCGGGAGCGCGAUGAAUUACGGAGCGUUUUCAACAAGCACAAAAUUGAUUGUGUGGUGCAUUUCGCUGCUCUCAAGGCCGUCGGCGAAUCGUGCCGAAUUCCUUUGAAGUACUAUCAAAACAACAUCACCGGAACGAGCAUUUUGCUGGAAGUGAUGGCGGAGGCCGGCGUGUUUAAGAUUGUGUAUAGCUCAAGUGCCACCGUGUACGGUGAACCGCAGAAGCUUCCGCUGACGGAGAGCCAUCCGACCGGUAGCUGCACCAAUCCGUACGGUAAAAGCAAAUACUUUACGGAAGAGAUCAUGAAAGAUCUGUGCGAAUCGGACCCGCGCUGGACGGUCGUGUCGUUGCGCUACUUCAAUCCGGUCGGUGCGCACAAGUCUGGCCGGAUCGGGGAGGAUCCGAACGGUGAGCCGAACAAUCUGAUGCCAUACAUCUCGCAGGUGGCCGUUGGACGACGGGAGUGUUUGCGCGUGUUUGGCAACAACUACGACACACCGGACGGUACCGGUGUGCGCGAUUACAUCCACAUCGUCGAUUUGGCGGAAGGACACGUGAAAGCAAUCGAUAAGCUAGCGGGCGGCACCAUUAGUGGGUUCUGUGUGUAUAAUCUUGGCACGGGGCGCGGGUACUCGGUGUUGGAAGUAGUUAAAGCCUUCUCGAAAGCAUCCGGAAGGGAGGUCAAGUAUGAGAUUGUAGAUAGACGUGCCGGAGACGUUGCGGCAAGCUACGCGGACGUUUCGCUUGCCGCCAAAGAGCUCGGAUGGACCGCCAAACGGGGACUGGAUGAGAUGUGCGAGGACACCUGGAACUGGCAGAAAAACAAUCCCAACGGAUUUGCUGGCUAAAGUCGGUGGCGGGUUACAGCAAGGGAUGGCGGGACCAUGGAGGCGACUUGUGACUAAUUGCACCAAAGCUUACGUUGCAUGUGUAGCAAUAAUUGCUAACCUAUUCCUUUCGUUUAAUGUACGCAUUUAUGUUUUUAUUUUGCAUUUUGCUUAUCGCUUAUUAGAACAAUAUUUAGUAAAUGUUGAGCUUAAAUAGAUCAUCCUAGGUGCAGCAUAUGCUUGUGUAGCAUACUAAUCUACAUUUGUUUAUUAGCGUUGGUCUGGAUUGAUUGAUAUGCUAGUACAAUUGAGUGUCGCAUUUGGAAGUGAGAUAAAUAAACGAAUUGUUGUUGUCGAUAAGAUCGUAAGCAUCGUAAAA